Phytophthora nicotianae INRA-310 is the source of this 2768-nucleotide messenger RNA. RefSeq lists its product as hypothetical. The coding region runs from base 23 to 2734 and encodes 903 amino acids. Lineage: Eukaryota; Oomycota; Peronosporomycetes; Peronosporales; Peronosporaceae. Gene Ontology annotation, molecular function: ATP hydrolysis activity; ATP binding. The record is from RefSeq and is a predicted model, not a curated record. The transcript is spliced from 3 exons.
AUGUGUACCCAUUCGAUCAAAAAUGCCAAUCGAUGGCCACUGCGAAGAUGCUGCCAUCGGCGUACACUUCACCUGCCGCUGCCGCGUCUCCCCGUCGAUUCUGCGAUCCCGUCCUCGUGGAUCUAGUCAAUAUGUUCUUUGCAGCAUUGGUGACAAUCUUUUCGCUGUAUGCCGCGUCGCGCCGAGCUCUACAGAUGGCAUAAAUCUCUACCCAGUGGAUGCAACCGUGACGUUACGACGCGAUUCACGGGCGUUGAGCGAGCUGCAGGCAUCUCUACUUAUCCACGACAACAAGACAAACUCUAGCGAUGUAGUACAGGAUCGUGAACUGCAUUGGAUAUCUCGUGCAGCUGUGCGUACCGCUGUUGCGAUGACGCUGGAGUUGCUACCCUCGUCAAACUCUCAACUGCUGCGUGACGCAGACACUCGCUCGUUGCUGCAACAAACACUACAGCGAAAUGUUGUGGUGUGUGCAGGCGCAAGAGUGAAGCUGCCGACCCUGGCUGGUCUCGUGGCGGAGAGCAGAGGUGUGGAAGAUAAGGAGCAAGAACAAGUGCUCACGUUCCGCGUGGUGUCCACUUACCCUGCUGCACCCUUUGUCCGGAUCACUUCUGGUACUCGUGUAACGUUGACAGAGCCUGGAAAUAUCGAUGGAGGAGAUGGAAAUGAAGCUGAAGACUCAGUCGUGACAUCUCCACCUGCACAACAGGACAAGGGAGUGAAGGUAGGAGGAAUGGAGGACGAACGAGCGGCUCUGCGGGAAUUGAUUUUACUUCCAGUGGCGCACCCGCGACUGCGCUUGGAGUUGGGUGUGGAAUUUCCAAAGGGUGUGUUGCUGUGUGGACCUCCUGGUGUGGGUAAGACGCUGCUGGUGCGGUCGGUUGUGCACGAAUGUCGUCAGGUUAAGGAUGCGUCUGGAGCUCCACUAGAUCUGAAUCUACAGGUCAUCAACGGGUCUGAAAUAAUGACUAGCGGUCGCGGAGAUGCCGAACAGACUUUGCGUGGCACGUUCGAUAAUGCAGUGGUUCAUGCUCGCAGUGCUCGCCACGCAGCUAGCGUCAUCUUUAUCGACGAGCUCGAUGCUCUUUGUCCCAAGCGAGAAGCUGCAGGUGGAGGGGCCUCAUCGUCACACAGUCGCAUUGUUGCUCAGUUGCUGACGCUAUUAGACGGUGUAGAGGGUGGCCUCUCGCGUGAAAAUGUGGUUGUUGCAGCUGCCACGAACCUGCCAAACUCUAUCGAUCCAGCGCUACGUCGGCCAGGACGAUUCGACCGCGAGAUCUUCGUAGCUCCACCAAAUACAGCGUUGCGCAAGAAGAUUUUCAAGGUGCAUCUUAGCCGGACUCCUUACGCUCUCACCAACGGCUCGGCAGAGGAGGCUGAACAACAACGUGAUACUUUUCUCGACACAUUAGCUGCAAAAGCUGUUGGCUACGUUGGCGCAGAUAUUGCCGCUUUGUGUCGUGAAGCUGCCAUGGUGGCGUCGACGCGGCAGCUUGUGGCUCUUUCUCAAGAUCGUGAUCUAGAACAAUGGUGGGAAGACUGGAAACGCCGUGUUGAGCCUCUCACUGGUGUCCAGAACGCAUCGCCAACACUUGAAGCUGUUGUCGCGGGUCGAGCUUGGCAUGCGAACCCUGCUGCUAUCAUACCGCUGUGGUUUCUCGCUAAGCAAAACAGCCAACAAGAUGCUGAUAAUACUGGAGAUAGCGAACAUCAACGACAGUCAGACUUGGGAUAUUUCAGGUUUCUUUUAGGUGGCGAACGACAACGCAUCAAACCUUCGUCUCGUCAUGAGAAGGAUGAAAAGGUACAGACAUUUGAAGUGACCAUGGCCGAUUUUGAUCAAGCUAUGCAAACCGUCGUACCGUCAGCUCUUCGAGGCGCCAGCGGAUUCACCAAGGACUUUGAGCGACAAGGCUGGGAUAGUAUUGGCGGUCAGGCAGAGACUAAGCUCGCCUUGCAACAAGCACUUGAAUGGCCUAUCAAGUAUCCGCAGACCUUUUCUCGGCUCGGCGUGAAGCCACCACGUGGUGUUUUACUUUAUGGUCCACCAGGAUGUAGUAAAAGCUCCGUUGUCCGUGCAGCAGCUCACUCAAGUGGAGCCACCUUCCUGUCGCUAUCAGCAGCUCAGGUAUUCUCCCCAUUCUUUGGCGACGCAGAAGCUGCUGUUCGCCAAGUCUUCCGCGACGCACGAGCAGCACUCCCUGCCAUUAUUUUCUUCGACGAAAUCGACGUGAUGGUUGCCAAGCGGGAGUUUGAUGGAUCUGGAGGUGGAGAAGGUGGAACUUCUACUGCUAUGCGUGUGCUCUCCACGAUGCUCAAUGAAAUGGACGGCGUCGAGUCAGCCGAAGGACUCUUGGUCAUUGGCGCAACGAAUCGUCCGGCUUGUAUCGAUGCAGCACUCAUGCGACCGGGUCGGUUUGAUCGGAUCCUCUUUGUAGAUCUCCCAGCUGAAGGCGAUCGCGUUGAGAUCUUGCGGAUCCACUCACGGCCGAUGCAACUGAACGAUGAUGUCGAUCUACCUGCUUUGGCUAGUCGUACACCAUAUUUCAGUGGAGCUGAACUUGAGAAUUUAUGCCGCGAAGCAGCACUACUCGCCCUUCGAGAGUCUCUGGAUGCCGAGAAAGUGUGCAUGCGCCACUUUGAUCAAGCUCUUCUUGGUAUCACGCCUGUGUCUUCUAAGGAAUCCGUGCAAGACUACAUCGAGUUCGCGGAAGCUAUGGGCCAUCUGUCAUAGGAUACGAACACAAUAGAAUAGAUGCAUCUGACAC